AUGACACCAGCAGUGCACAUCGACGACGCGCCGCUUGAGGGUGUCCCUCUCCCUGUAUACCCCUUGCCCUCAAAACCCUUCCCGGUGCAGCCGCCACCGAAGAUAGCUUCUGGAUUCGCACCCGUCAUCCCCCUUGACAAGAGUGGGAAGCCUGUGCGACGGUGGCGACAGGUUCAUCGGGAAGUACGAGGUAUUGCUGGAGGCCGCUGGUUCAUCAAGAACUGGGUUGGGGAGAAAGAGUCCGACUUUGCCACAGCCGUGGCCGCAUCCCAAGCGGCCGCCUUGAGUGCUGCCGGGGACAGUGCCUCUGUCGCGGGUCUAACGUUGCCGAAGCUGUCUUCUGUCUCCGUUUCCGGCCGCGGUAGGGGAAGAGGUGGGAGGCUCGCUCACGACUCCUCCCGCGCUGGGUCCGCGAUGCCGGACACCCUCUCUGCGCAGCUCGCAAAAAAGCGAGGCAGUGGUCCCGUGGGUGAAUCUGUAGCAUCUACACCGCCUGCAUAUGCGGCGGAUCCGAAGUACAAGAAGUACACUCAGCAAGUGGAGAAGUGCUUAAAUUCAUUCGAGAGUGUGCACGAAUGGGCGGAUUUCAUCGCGUUUCUGAAGCAGCUGCUGAAGACCCUCCAAUCCUACCAGCAGUUCAAGGAAAUCCCGCGCAAAGUUGUGGUCUCCAAGCGGCUUGCACAAUGUCUGAACCCGGCUCUACCUAACGGAGUGCACCAAAGAGCGCUGGAUGUAUACUCGCAUGUCUUUGCGGUUCUCGGGUCCGAAGGCCUGCAGCGGGACUUGGCUCUGUGGUCGUCCGGCCUGUUCCCCUUCUUCGAGUACGCAUCUACUGCCGUCAAGCCCACUGUCCUCAAUCUAUUCGACACAAAUUACCUGCCACUACAAACCGGACUUCGCCCCGUCAUGAAAGCCUUCAUCCUCGCGUUGCUGCCCGGGUUGGAAGAGGAAACGGGAGAGUACUUCGACAAAGUUCUUGGACUACUGGACCGUCUUGCCGGCACGAUCUCGCAAUCCUUCUUCUUCCAGAACAUCUGGCUCGUCAUGCUAACCACGCCGCCUGCUCGCGGGACAGCAUUGACAUAUCUUGCGAAGAGACUACCCCCAUUCAAGGCGGACGAAGACAUCACCCCGAUCGUGGGCGACGACAUCGGACUCAUGAUUCGCGCAUUCUCCGCCGCGCUGGAAGACGACGACUUGCUCGUGCGACGAGCGGCCUUGGACAUCUUGCUCCAGUCGUUACACAUCGACGGCAUUGCUGUCAAGAAGGCGCAAGAAGACGACCGGGCUAUCCUCAUGCGCGCCGCCACUAGCGUGGUACUGCGUCGUGAUCUCGCGCUAAAUCGUCGCUUGUUUGCUUGGUUGCUGGGGCCGUCGGAAAGUAACACGGCGCAGCUUGAGUACUACAAAACGCAUUCUCUGGGUCUAUUAAGUUCCACACUCAGGAACGAGAUGUUCUAUCCUUCUCAGGAGUACUCACAAUCCCGGCCGUUCAAGAUCUUCAUCUCAUUGCUGGAUAAAUAUGAGAUCGGGCUUCCUUUGACUGAAACUCUCGUCUACGACGCCCUCAAGAGCCUUAGGGCACUUCUUCAGUCCGGAACAGAUUCUGGUGAUGAUCUGUCUAUGACCGGCAGCACUCUCUAUGAAGCUGUUGAACCGCACGCCCUAUGGAGCCGUCUUCUUAGCGUCGUACUAUCUGACAUCACUUCCGGACAGCCUAACGGCGAGGGAUGUGGAAUGGUCCAGUAUCUCCUCCAACGAUUCCAUGCUCAUGAUGAGGAAAUUGAGAUCAUCCAUCUACCUGUGGUCUUCAGUGCCAUCACUAGCGUCAUCACCAUCCCUCAAGGCGCCCUCAAGUCGCGGCCCGUUCUACCUGGCCAGGCGGAGUCUCCACAAUCGGAUGAGGAUGCAGUUAUCUUUGCGUACAGGUUCUACGGCAUCAAGCUGGAGCCUCCUUCCGUGAACGCAAAGCGUUCCGACAUCCCAUUCGUUGUGGCCUUCGAAGAUGUAGUCUCCUUGAGCAGUGCCGCCGCGAACGGCCUCCUCGAUGGACCUGCAGACCCCCGCCUUGCUCGGUCACAGCGCGAUGUUCUCCUGCUAUCACUGUCCCUCUUGGAUAUGCUACUGAGUCGACAAGAGGACGAAGGAGAUGUUACCUUCGCUGUCGACUGGAAUCCUUCUGGUUGGCUUUCUACGUUGCUCGCCUGCCUAGCCCAGACGAACGUGGCCUUCGUGACUGUGGACCGCUUCAUCACAGUUGCGACCAAGAUUCAUCAGAGAAGUGCGCUGCAGCCAGGUUUCAAGUUGGACCAGCGUGUGUACAUGGUACCGAUGAUCAACGUCCUCCUCAAAUAUUUGCGACCUUCCUACUCCGCAUAUCAUAUGCGUGCAGUGAACCUCAUCUGGUCAUUGGAGAGGCUCAGCAAGCAACCGCACGUCGAGGCAGUCAUCUCGCAAAGUCUUUCUGCUACACAACCCGCUGAGCUGCAGGAUGCUUGCGAGGCGUUUGGCGUCCUGUGGAGAUUGACUGAGGAUAGCACACUGCCCGGUGUGCACCUCAAAGUCCCAAUGAUGACCUUGCUGGAGACGCUUAGAAGCGACGACCCCAAGCUACGUCGUAUAGGCGAGACAUGGAUGCGAUGCAGCCUGAAGUCCUACUUGCGCGUGCUAGACCCCAUCCUCUUCGACUUGUUUGAUCCCACAAUCCGGUAUAGUCCAUCGACAACGGAGCUGAGGGGCAAGCAACUCCAAGGCUUCGUAUAUGACCGCCCAUUCGAUCAACGAUACGUCAACUAUCUGCUGGAGACCCUAUUUUCCGUCGUCAAAUUCGGUGGCCAGGGAUUCAGUAAAAUCGCUAGGACUACGCCUAUCAGCCGCUCAUUAUAUGGCACCCUUCUCCAACGCUUGCAGAGCGUGAGCGCCACAUUCCCAGAUGCGACUUACAUGGACAUCAUCGUCUCGCAGCUGCUUAUGCGAGUUCUCCAAUCCGAACCGAAGUCGUCUUUGUUACCCACCAUGCAGCCCUUCCACAUCGUGACCCAGAACCUCUCGGUGGAUCUCCUACAAGCACUUGUCGCUCGUGGCGAAGUGGACUCAAUCACACUCCAGUCAUUAGAGUCAGCAGUAGUCCAGAAGCUGUACUUCUGCGUCCACACCGGUCGUCUGGAUCUGCAGAACAAGCUGCUGCACCUCCUCCACUCCGUCAUCACCGCGUCAAUCUCUGAGGGGCGUGUAGCUGCGCAGGUAGAACGUGGCGCGGAUGGUAUCAGUCUCCAGGACUCACCAAUCUCAAGACGAGAAUCCCAUGCCGUCCACCCGUUGCUAGUUCAAACCCUUGUCGAUGGUAUCUCCACGCCAUCGAAUCGGUCUCUGCUACAGCAUUGGCUGGACUUCAUCAUGAUGACGGUGCCCCAGUUCAAGGAGACUCUGAGGGCCGUCGUCACGCCGCUUUCCGACUGCGUCUGCAGACAACUACGGCUAGCACUGGGAGAAAUCCUGGAGGCCUCGGCGGAGGGGUCCCAGAGCGACGACAUUGUGUCAUACACAACCGACGCAGACUUCCUCAUGCUACUCACGACUCUGGAGCGUCUCACCCUCCUCAGCAUGACUCGCGUGGCUGGAGAACAACCACAGGAGGAGGAACAAUCGGCGGAUCGGAGUACGCAAGAGUCAAGUGGGCUUCUCGGUUAUGUUUCGAACGUCUUCAGUUCGGAGGGGGUGACCAGCGCGAACGAGGAUCCUUCUCUGACGAGGUCUUCAGAUCAUCGUUGUCUGCACAACGCCGUGCGCGUGCUGUAUGCAAUGUGGGACAAGCUGAGCAUCCCACAAGACGACCGGUGGGGAUCGCAAGAGGAGUCCCUGGUGUUAAUCUACGGCCGUGCAAAAACCCGCACCAAACGCGUCCUCGAACACCUUUUCCGGGCACAUUCAUCCGAAGUCCUGGAAGCCGUGGUCGACUGCUGGCACGACCAAGUUCUUGCGAGACCAGACAGUGUGGAGACCUCAACGGCGUACGACCUCGUCGACGUCCUCACGACGAGCGCUCAGAACGCUGUUCACAUGCUGUGUGAGAGCAUCUCAUGCCGAACACCCGGCCUCUUGGAGCGCACCAAGAAGACUACCGCGCUAGCCGAUCUGUCCGACAUGACCUUGUUUGACUUCCUCGAGCAAUACAUGAAACGGUUGGAGGGUCCCCUAGCACUGCAAGUCUGGAAUCGCUUCCUCCAGCUAGCAAAGGACCUGCUCGUGUCUCUGCGCGAAUUCCGCCCACAAGCGUUUGCAGCUCUGAAAUGUUUCACUGUUCUUGCGGACAAGGUAUCGCAAACGACAGCACUGGACGAUCGUCGGCUUCGCAAAGACCUGCAGGAAACAUAUGGCAAAUUGCUUGAUAUCUGCGUGUUAUCGGGCAGGUCUGUGGAAUCCGGCUCGUGGAUACGAAGAUCACAACGAGAGGCCCUCGCCGCCAACGGCCGAGAGUCCCCUUCACCCACGUUGCGAGCUCCGGAACCCAAGGUGGACGAGAAGAACGCCAGCACUGUGUCAUUACCUCUCCCGGAAGGCGCAAAGUCCAGCUUCGGCGGUGACGUCGCCCAGCAAGUUAACGUCUACAUUGCGUCCGAUGCACUACCCAGCCUGCGGAAGUUCCUUGUGGAUUCGGACAAGAUCCUGGCGGCGUGCAAUCAGAUCGUCUACAACAUCGUGAAUCCUGCGCUCAAGGGGAAAGCACGACCUCUGGACCUAGAGGAAGACGUAGUGGCUAUCAUUCGCGAGAUGGCGAAGAUCAGCGUCGCUGUGAAAGCGUGGCGCACACCAGUCGCCGAAUCGCUCAACGAUAACAGGUGCUUCAACUCGACCGCAGAAUCCGGAGAGCAAUGGAUGCCAAUGAUCAAGUCCUUCUUUGACACCGACAGGACCGCACUGCCAGAACUGCUAGGCAAGAUCACAACCGCACCUUCGGCUAAUAUCUUCACGAACCGAGAGUAUGAGAUGCUGCUCCGAUCGCUCAAUCUUCGGCGACUGUCCUACGUCAUUCUUUCCGCGGAGAAGAACCACUUCCUUGCGCACCUUCCGAGCAUCCAGGAGAAGCUUGUGGACACUCUUCGCAACGUAUCGGCACCGAUCGUUCAGAGCGAGGUCUAUCUCUGCGUCCGGGUCUUGCUAUGCCGUCUAUCACCGCACAACCUGUCCAGCUUCUGGCCAGUGAUCUUGACCGAGCUUUAUCGCAUCUUCGAGCAGAUCCUCGACAAUGUCCCGGGCGAUGGCUCCGAAGAACUCGGCCUGAUACUCUCGGCCUGCAAGCUGCUAGACCUGCUUUUGGUGCUGCAGACGGAGGAGUUCCAGAUUCAUCAAUGGAUCUUCAUCACGGACACCGUCGAUGCGGUCUACCGACCGGACGACUGGUUCCCAGAGGCCCUCCUGGACCGUCUCGCCGAGGUCGUUGGUGCGCUCCCAGCCGGCGAGGCCAUGACACCUUCCGUCCCGAGCAAACCAAUGCGUCGGCCGAUUCUGCACACCCUGCGGCAGAUCGACAGCGUGCGCGACCUCGUGCCGUUCUUCUCCUCCGCGAGCAUGACGUCGUACGAGAGCGUGUACCACAGCGGUGGGCUCGUGGACUGGCAGGCGGUCGAGCGCGGUCUGCUUGAGGACUUGUUUGAGGGACGGUGA
Messenger RNA from Trametes versicolor FP-101664 SS1, 5664 nucleotides. RefSeq lists its product as uncharacterized. Gene Ontology annotation, biological process: Golgi to endosome transport. The transcript is spliced from 27 exons. Gene Ontology annotation, cellular component: endosome; trans-Golgi network. NCBI's taxonomy places the organism in Eukaryota, Fungi, Basidiomycota, Agaricomycetes, Polyporales, Polyporaceae. The record is from RefSeq and is a predicted model, not a curated record. The coding region runs from base 1 to 5664 and encodes 1887 amino acids.